AUGGAUCUUGACUAUAAAUCUGGUUAUAGAGAAUAUACAUAUUAUAAAUAUUUGCUUUCAUCUAAUAAUAAAAAUGAUACUACACUUUUAGAAUUAAACAUCCUUCCAAAGUUUAUAAAAUACUUGAUUUCUAUGAAUAGUGAAAAAAUUUUUCGUAAAGAUUUAAUAUCUAAAAUAUUAAUUGCUUAUAUAGAUGCAUUAAGUCUUAUACCAGAAUGUAUGCCUUUCUUGCAAUCUUUUGUAUUAGCAAGUUCAUCAAAUGCUAAUAAAUGCAGUUGGCAUAUUGUUUAUUCUCAUACCCAAUUUAUUGAUUAUAGAGAACUUAAAGGCUUUACAAAAAAAGUUAUAGAAUUAGUAGAAGAGCUAUAUUCUAAAUUCAUUGAUGUUGGCCUUCUCAAAUCACAUUUUAAUCUUCGAUUACUUGGAUCAGCAAAAGAGAAUAGAGUUAAAAGACUAGCUAUUUUAUCAAAGCCAGUAGAAGAAAAAUUUAAACAUAUUGAUGAUAAUGAUGCUUUGGUUAAAGGAGCUAAUUUAAAUACCCUAUAUAUGACACUAAACAUGAAAAAGACUAACUCUACAGAUUUAUUUGAAAAAAUAGGCAUUUUAUACUUAAGUAUUAUCACCAAAAACAAUACAAGCCAGAUCACAAAGGCCUUAGCUUUGAUAAGGAAAAGUAUUAAUGUAAAAGAAAUAGAGGAUGCCCUAGAUGCUUUUCCAGACUUUUUAAAUGAAGAGCCUAGUACUACACUUAUUUAUUCUACUGUAGAUACUGGGAAAACUAAAACAUUAAGAAAAAUUUGUAAUGAAUCUGAAGCUAAAUUUAAAGAAUUAGAAAAAUUCAAUUUCAAAGCAGAGCAAUAUCAGAAUAUUGUGGCUGACCUAAAGACAUAUGAUGGAGUUCAUGCUCGAGAAUCUUUCAAUGCUAUGCAUGAUUUGUUAAAUGUAGCUACUCAUAUUAAACAAUGUCAAGAUAAUUUUGCUAAUAUUGAUACUACUUGGAGUGCUCUUGACUGUAUAAUUUAUACAAGUACUGUGGAAGCUGGUAUCUCUUUUGAAAUCUCUGGUUAUUUUGACGCAGUUAUAGGAAUUACUAAUAUUGCCACUUCAGUUCAUAUUGAAACAUUUGCUCAGAUGUUAUUCAGAAUCUGUGACUACCUAUUAUGUAUAGUUUUACUUCAUCAUAGCAAAAAAUUUGACAUUUUCAAAGAACUAUGCCAAGAACUCAUUCAAGCUGAACUUUUAGCAUUAAGUCUCAUUGCUAGUACUGAAGUAACUCUUGAAUUAAUUUUAGUAGAAGAUACUGAAAAAGUUAACAGGAAGGAAACUUCUCAUACUAUUAAGAAUAUUGAGGAAAAAAUUAAAGGUGCAGAUGCAGAAUCAAUAGCAAAUGCAUCUAAUAUUACUUUUGAUGAAGCUGAAAUUCUUAAGCAAAAUCCUAUAUGCUCUUUUACUAAUAAUAUUGCUCUACAAUUAGGAUUUAGUAGUAUUAAUGAUACAAAGAUUCUUUCUGAAGAUGCCUUGCUACUCUUUGGCUUUAAAUCUCAAGCUAAGGAAACUCCUGAUCUCAAAGCUACAGAAAGUACUUAUUGGAUUUAUCAUGUGUCAGAUAAUAGAGCUAGGCUUAUAACUCAAGAAGAACUAAUAGAUAUAAAGUCAAAUACUCCUAAUUAUCACCUUAUAACUCCAAUUCUUCUAUUAUAUAAGCUAGAAUCAAUUAAUAAAACUCAAAAACUUUUCGAUUCAAUACCUAUUACUACUAAUAUAGCUAUUUCAAAAUCUAGUAAUGAGGUUUGUAAAGAAAGUUCUUGCAAUAAUAUAGUUGAGAAAUCUGUAACAAAUUUGUUAUAA
Scutellospora calospora is the source of this 1848-nucleotide messenger RNA. The record is from the annotation of a GenBank genome assembly. NCBI's taxonomy places the organism in Eukaryota, Fungi, Glomeromycota, Glomeromycetes, Diversisporales, Gigasporaceae.